Messenger RNA from Vigna angularis (adzuki bean), 3552 nucleotides. RefSeq names its product disease resistance protein RUN1. Gene Ontology annotation, biological process: defense response; signal transduction. The transcript has 5 exons. The record is from RefSeq and is a predicted model, not a curated record. Lineage: Eukaryota; Viridiplantae; Streptophyta; Magnoliopsida; Fabales; Fabaceae. Gene Ontology annotation, molecular function: ADP binding. Bases 5 to 3229 code for a protein of 1074 amino acids.
ACCAAUGCCUUCUUAUUCUUCGUCGCCAUCCUUCUCAAAAUCAAGAUCAAAAUCAAAAUCAAAACCCCAGUUCACAUAUGAUGUCUUCAUCAGUUUUAGGGGAGAAGACACUCGGAGGAAUUUCGUUUCCCAUCUCUAUUCUGCCCUCAAAGACACUGGAGUCAACGCUUUUCUGGACGAUGAGAAGCUUGAUAAGGGAGAAGAGCUGACAUCUGAACUGUUGCAUGCAAUAGAAGGAUCUCAGAUAACCAUCAUUGUUUUCUCCCAUAACUACAUUCACUCUACAUGGUGUCUUGAUGAACUCCUCAAAAUCAUGGAAUGCCAUGCUUUUAGAGGACAAGUGGUUAUGCCAGUGUUUUAUGAUAUUGGCCCCUCAUUUUUACGUGACACCCAACAUAUUUCUUUCGAAGUCAUUUCUGACCAACAGAACAAGAUAAAACAAUGGAAGAAAGCCCUGACACAAGCAGCAAAUUUAUCAGGUUGGGAUUUGAAACAUUACAGAAAUGAAAAUAAUCUUAUGAAGGAAAUUGUUUGUAAGGUUUUGAAAAGACUGGAUAGAACAUACUUGUCUAUCACAAACUUUCCAGUUGGACUAGAAUGUCGUCUGCAGCAUGCUAUUGACUUUAUUAGAAAUAAAAAAAUAGGAACCUGUAUAUUAGGGAUUUGGGGAAUGGGAGGGAUUGGCAAAACAACCAUAGCCAAAUCCAUUUACAAUGAAAUUCGUCAUGAAUUCAAAUAUAGAAGUUUUCUUGCAAAUAUUAGAGAAGUUUGGGGAGGAGAUCGGGGCCCAAUUGAUUUGCAAGAACAGCUUCUUUCAGAUAUCCUUAAAACAACAAAGACGAACGUGCAUAGCAUUGAUUGGGGAAAAGGAAAGAUCAAAGAAAUGCUUUGCACAAAAAAGGUACUUGUUGUUCUUGAUGAUGUGAACAUCUUUGAACAAUUAAAUGCAUUAUGUGGAAAUCGUAAUGAAAUCAGUCGAGGAAGUGUAAUAAUCAUUACCACCAGAAACGUACGUCUACUCAAAGAGAUUGGAGUUGACUAUGUGCACGGAGUCGAGAAAAUGAAUAAAAUUGAGUCCCUUGAGCUUUUUAGUUGGCAUGCUUUUAGGAGAGCAAAUCCAACUAGGGACUUUUUUGAAGUCUCAAAGGAAGUAAUCACAUACUGCGGAGGCCUACCACUAGCUCUUGAAGUUCUUGGAUCUUACUUAUACAAGAGAAGCAAAGAAGAGUGGCAAAGUGUGUUAUCAAAACUAAAAGAAAUACCAAAUGAUAAAAUACAAGAGAAAUUGAAAAUAAGCUAUGAUGGUUUAUCAGAUCAUAUGGAGAAGGACAUAUUCCUUGACAUAUGCUGCUUCUUUAUUGGUAAGGACAGAGGCUAUGUCACAGAGAUACUAAAUGGUUGUGGGCUUCAUGCUGAUAUUGGAAUACCAGUACUAGUAGAAAGGAGCCUAAUCAAAGUUGAGAAGAAUAACAAGCUCGGAAUUCAUGAUUUACUACGUGAUAUGGGAAGAGAAAUUGUUCGUCAAAGUUCACCGCUACGACAAAAGCGCAGUAGAUUAUGGGUUCAUGAUCACGUACUUGAUAUAUUGACAGAACAUACCGGAACAGAAGCCAUUGAGGGAUUAGCUUUGAAAUUGCAUAGACAUGGAAGAGUUCACUUCAGUGCCGAAACAUUUGAGAACAUGAAAAGACUGAGAAUUUUGCAAUUUGAUCAUGUCCAACUUGCUGGAGAUUAUGGGCAUAUUUCCAAACAAUUGACAUGGGUCUAUUGGCGAGGAUUUUCAUUAAAAUACAUACCUGACAACUUUUAUCAGGGAAAAGUAGUUGCUAUUGACAUGAAACACAGUAAUCUUAAGCUAGUAUGGAAGGAGCCCCAACGACAGAUACUGCAAAGUCUAAAGUUCAUCAAUCUUAGUCAUUCCAAGUUCUUAACAAAGACCCCUGACUUUUCAAAACUACCAAAUCUUGAGAGAGUCAUUCUAAAAGAUUGUCCAAACUUGUCUGAGCUGCACCAUUCCAUUGGAGAUCUGCCUAAUCUUCUUAUUUUAAAUUUGAAGGACUGUAAAUGCCUUCGGAAUCUCCCAGUGAUAAAAUCGAAGUCUUUAAGAGUACUCAUCCUUUCUGGUUGUUCAAAGAUCGACAAGUUAGAAGAAGAAAUAGUGCAGAUGGAAUCGUUAACAACUCUAAGGGCAGAGAAUACUAGCCUAACACAAGUGCCAUUUUCUAUAAUAAGAUUAAAAAAGAUUGGGUUUAUAUCACUUUGUGGAUAUGAAGGAUUAGCAAGUGUUUUGUUUCCUUCUAUCAUAUGGUCUUGGAUGUCACCAACAACAGGUCGUGUAUCCUCUAUGCAAUCAUUUGGAAGCAUGUCAACAUCUUUAGUCUCUGUACAUCUACAGGAUAAUAAUUUGGUUAACCUACUAUCAAAGCUUAGUGAGUUUUCAAAACUUCGAAGCAUUUGCGUGCAAUGUAACUCAGAUCUUCAACUAACUCAAGAAUUAAGAAGAAUAGUGGAUGACUUCUGCAAAUUACAUUCUGCGAUGGAAACAACCUAUGCACCACAAAUUUCAGAAAAUUCUAUGGUAUCUCGUUUAAUUGGAUUUGGAAGUCACUACCAAGUCAUGGAUAUGCUUAGCAAUGAUAUGACAGAGGUCCUGAAAACCCAUAGUUCCAGUGAUUUUCUCCUUCCAGGAGACAAGUAUCCUUAUUGGUUAACCUAUACAGGGGAAGAUUAUUCAAUACCUUUUCAAGUGCCUGAUGAUAGUGAUUGCCCAAUGAAGGGGAUGAUUUUGUGUGUUGUUUGUUCAUCAACCCCCGAUAACAUGGCAACUGAAAGUCUUGCUAGUGUAUUCAUCUUUAAUUACACAAAGAACACCAUUCAGAUAUACAAGCAAACAGCAACAAUGUCUUUUAGUGAUGAAGAUUGGGUAGGCAUAAUAUCAAAUCUAGGACCUGGUGACAAUGUCGACAUUUUCGUAAGUUUUGAGCAUGGAAUGACAAUAAAGAAAGCAGGUGUCUAUCUAAUAUUUAGUCAGUCAAUUGAAACACAAAGUGCAUCACCUGAACAGAGCACACAUCCAUCAGGAGAAGGGAGUGCGCAAUCAUCUCCUGAAGUACAAAUAGAACCAUCUCAUAAUAUCCAAAUGGAGCUACCAAAGAAGCCAAAGAAAAAAAAGAAAAAAAUAACUUCAAAAAGUGCAAAGAAAAUGAAAGCAUGUUUAUGCUUCAAGUAGAACUUUUUUUUAUUGCACAUUAAACAGUCAUCAUGUGGGAUUUAAGUGUUUCCAGUCGAGUGUAUUAAUAAAAUAUUCUUUUCAAGAAAAAAACAUUGUUUUGUAUGUACAUAAUUUAAAUUAUAUAUAUAUAUAUAUAUGAAAAUAAAUCAAAUUACACUAUAUAACUUUUAUUUACAUCGGUUAAUCUAUUAAAUCAUCUUUUCUAAAUUCAUAACUAGUUUGAAAGUUCUCUUUACAAAUUAUAUAUGCACAAUUUUAUAUUAAUAUAAAGUUAUCUGAUAUCUUAAAUAAAUCAAAUCGAAAUCAGUGUAGUCUAAUGU